Molecule: messenger RNA, 876 nt
Organism: Centruroides sculpturatus (bark scorpion)
Lineage: Eukaryota; Metazoa; Arthropoda; Arachnida; Scorpiones; Buthidae
Gene: Prosalpha7
Product: proteasome subunit alpha type-3-like
Exons: 7
Coding region: 140-811 (223 amino acids)
Biological process (GO): ubiquitin-dependent protein catabolic process
Cellular component (GO): synapse; proteasome core complex, alpha-subunit complex; proteasome core complex
Source: RefSeq, a predicted model, not a curated record
ACAUCGUUCCAAUUUUGCAAAUUUAAAAAAAAAUUCGAGAGCAUUUUAUAGAAAAAAAAAUGGAUUUAGGCAAAAUAAGACGCUAGGGGACGCUUUACCGUGACUGUGCUCCUUGAUCGUCUGAUUGAAAAUACUAAACAUGAGUUCUAUCGGUACAGGAUAUGAUUUAUCGGCAUCACAGUUUUCUCCAGAUGGACGUGUUUUUCAAGUAGAGUAUGCAUUGAAAGCAGUUGAAAACAGUGGGACGGCAAUUGGUCUUCAAGGAAAAGAUGGUAUUGUUUUUGCUGUCGAAAAAUUAGUAACGUCUAAACUUUACGAAAAAGGUGCAAACAAAAGAAUUUUUACCGUAGAUCAGCAUAUUGGUGUCGCAGUUGCUGGUUUACUAGCGGAUGCACGUCAGAUUGUAGAAAAUGCUAGAAUAGAAGCUUCUAAUUAUAGAGUAGAUUUUGGUUCACCUGCACCACUAAAAUUUGUAAAAAAUAGAGUUGCUAUGUACAUGCACGCUUAUACGUUAUACAGUGCAGUACGUCCAUUUGGAUGCAGUGUAAUUAUGGGUUCCUAUGGUCCUGAUGGUCCUGAAUUAUAUUGCAUUGAUCCUGCAGGAAUAUCUUGGGGUUAUUACGGUUGUGCUAUUGGUAAAGCGAAACAAACUGCAAAAACUGAGAUGGAAAAAAUAAAGUCUAAAGAUAUGUUGUGUGAAGAGUUAGUAAAAGAAGCAGCAAAAAUUAUCUAUCUUGUUCAUGAUGAAGUGAAAGAUAAGAACUUUGAAUUGGAACUCAGUUGGAUAGGAGAAGGUAUGUGUUUUAAUUAAACUUUGUAAACAAGAGAAAACAUUCUUGCAAAAAAUAAUAACUAGAGAGAUUACAGUACAUCAUG